Messenger RNA from Lichtheimia ornata, 4260 nucleotides. RefSeq lists its product as uncharacterized. NCBI's taxonomy places the organism in Eukaryota, Fungi, Mucoromycota, Mucoromycetes, Mucorales, Lichtheimiaceae. The record is from RefSeq and is a predicted model, not a curated record. Gene Ontology annotation, cellular component: membrane. Gene Ontology annotation, molecular function: P-type transmembrane transporter activity; ATP hydrolysis activity; ATP binding. Bases 1 to 4260 code for a protein of 1419 amino acids. The transcript is spliced from 11 exons.
AUGCAUAUACCAAUAUCCAUACAGCAGUGGCUGUUACUACUACUGGUUUACUGCGCAACGUCUGUGCGCGCCACACCAGCCUUCAAUGAAGUCAAUGGCCAUCAAACGAAUGGAUCCGUUUGCCCACUACCAACAUACCAUUCGUAUCCAUGUCCCAACUUGUGUGUGCGUGAUGUCUCAUUGUGCCCACCAACGGUGCGUCCUACAUGUGAACAAGGUCUUACCUUUUGCGUUGAUGGCUCUUGUCGCUCGACUUGCCCUCCCAACCUUGUUUCUUCAUGUGCUUGUCCCGGUGCACCUACCUUGCAAGGAAACAUUUAUCCAUGCAGAGAUACACAAACAGUGGACAUUCCCAAUUUCAAUGCAUCUCAAAAAGAUACUCAAACAAUCCAAUCCUGUGCAUCCGAUAUGAGCCUUACAGGCAUCACUGAAUGGGUCCCCAAUCCAUACGAGAUCAUGUGGGGAAAUUGCCCGACCCCAAAUUAUGGAGCUCUCAAUUUCCAUGAGCCUGUUUUUAUUGCCCUCUAUGUCUUUUAUGGUUCAUGUGUCGUGUCUUUGGUGGGUUGGACUAUCUAUAAACGUCUUCGAGAAAAGGUGAUUCGACUCCAAUACCGCAAAUCACGUAAAACGGUGGUUAGCCAGUAUCAUGACGACGAAGAAGCUACCAGAGAAGAAAAAAAGCCUGCCAAUCCUCCUCCUUCUGGAAUGGAAGAAGAUGAUACAGGCUCAUCGUAUCUAUCCUCUUUGGAGCCUGAAGAGCAGAUGGUGAUCAAGGCAUAUCGACGUGACUAUUUGGGCAUGUUUUGCUUUGUCCUGUACAUUCUGCAAACCAUUGGCAUGGUUGCCUACAUGAUCUUGCUUACUCGAGACUACUACCACGACUACAUCCUUUUCCGUGGUAAUCAAACGGUGCAAGCUAGUACAUUUAUGGGUAUGUGGUAUAUCUUGUUUGGUUGGUUUGCAUCGCUCGUCAUCUUCAAGAGCCGCCUCAUGAACUUUUUCCGUAUCCAAUGUACCUAUGACCGGGGUCAAUAUGUGCAAGUGGAAAAGGCUGAACCAGCACUCAUUUUCUUGGAAGAUGAAGAUCCUAUCAUGAAGCGGGUUCAUCAACUUGAGUCAACAGGAAAGCGAAUCUUUGGUUUGGAUGUCGUGGUGAGCACAUCCAAGCUUGAGCAUACACGUACAGGCACCAAGUACUUUGUUUACCAAUGCACACGCUAUGUUUAUCAUCCCGAGACACAGCUAUUUUCCCCACACGAAUUUGAAUUGGGUGACACCAAUGCUGAUCUUGCCAAACAAACUGAAGGCUUGACAACGGAUGAAGCUGCAAGACGUAAAGAGCUGAUUGGUGCCAACUUUAUCAGUGUCUAUGUGCCCAAUGUGCCAAUGGCUAUUCUUCGUGAAUUCUCAUCCUUCUUUUACAUUUAUCAAUUCACCGUGCUAUGGCUCUUUUAUUACUUUGCCUACUGGCAGGUGGGUAUUGCGGAUACCGCGGUGAUUUUGCUAUCAGCCUUUGUCAAGGUGGUUGUGCGUCUCAAAUCCGAGCAUCGAAUCAAGAAAAUGGCCGAGUUUACAGAUGAAUGCCGUAUUCGACGUGACGAUGUAUGGUCCACCAUGUCAACAGCUGAUCUUGUACCGGGCGAUGUAUUUGAAGUGCGAGAAGGCAAAACGACGCCAUGUGAUGGUGUGGUGUUGAGUGGUAACAUUGUAGCCGAUGAAAGCUCUUUGACAGGUGAACCAUUGCCGAUUCGAAAGUUCCCUUUGCGUACGGAUGAUAUGAUGCGCUAUGAUCCCAUGGGUUCUGCCAAAACAUCCACCAUCUUUGCUGGUACCACCAUUUCACAAGCUCAACGCACGGAAGCCGAUCAGCCUGUGAUUGCAUUGGCUACCAAAACGGGCACUUCCACUGAUAAGGGCGAACUCGUCAAAAAGAUCCUCUUCCCGACACGCGUCUCCUUUAUCUUUGAUGAGCAGAUCAAGAUCGUCAUUCUUAUCCUUCUCAUUUGCGGCGUCAUUUGUCUUGCACUCGCCAUCUGGUUAUAUGCCAAGGGUACAGCCGCAUGGUUCUAUGCCAUGUUCGCCAUUGCGCAAUUGGUGUCUCCAUUGCUCCCUGCAGCACUUGUCGUGGGUCAAUCGGUGGCAGCAGGUCGUCUACGCCACAAAAAGAUUUACUGUGUUGAUCUCCCACGUAUUUUAAUGGCCGGCAAGGUACAACUCUUUUGCUUUGACAAGACGGGCACCCUUACGCGUGAAGGUCUCGAGUUUUAUGGUACAAAGCCAAUCACGGAUGUGGACAAUGUCGUCGAGCAACGUGCUCAAAAGCAAACGCCCACCUUUGGUGUGCACCAGCAUGAUCCCUUGUCAAUGCCACGUUUGAUGCAGCUUAGUAUCGCCACAUGUCAUGCUGUGACCAUUCUCAACGACCAGUUUAUCGGCAACCCCGUUGACAUUGAAAUGUUCCGAUCGAGCAAGUGGAAACUUGAACUCCAAUCACAUGAAAAGGAUGACUAUGUGGAUACGUUGACACCGCCUGUGAAGAAUGCUGGAGACAAUGCCGAUCCUGUUCACGUCCUCAAACGCUUUGAAUUUGUACAUGCUCGCAUGUCCAUGUCCGUUGCUGUCUUGGAUACACACACAAACAAGGUCCACAUCUUCGUCAAGGGUGCUUAUGAGAAAAUCAAGGAUCUCUCCAACCCAGAAUCUGUACCAGAGGAUUAUGAUGAGACGGCAUCAUCCCUUGCUCGUGAAGGAUGCUACGUGCUUGCAUGUGCUCAUCGUGAGCUUGAUUUGGAGGCGAUUGGUGGCAUGUCAAAUUUCCGGGAAUGGAAUCGUGAUCAAAUGGAGCAGGAUAUCAACUUUAUUGGAUUGAUUGUCUUCAAGAAUCAGCUCAAGGACGACACAACUGAGAACAUUGCCGAAUUGAAACGUGGCGCUACACGUACCACCAUGAUUACAGGUGAUACAGCUCUCACAGGUGUAUAUAUUGCACGUCAAUGUGGCAUGGUUGAAACGGGUGCCAAGGUGCUACUUGGUGAUUACAAGCCAAAAGAAGAGCGUGUGGUGUGGUCGGAUGUCGAUAAUGAAGCAGCAUUCCCAGAUGUCAAUGUCGAUGACUAUUUGAACGAACAAGAACGUGUCCCUGUGGAAUUGGCUGUUACUGGCAAAGCGUUCAAUUGGCUUGUGGAUCAUGAUCUUAUCCGAAAGUACUUGUUGGAUAUUCGUGUGUUCGCUCGUAUGACUCCAAAUGGCAAGGUGCAAUGCAUCCAACUUCAUAUGGAGCGAGGUAUCACAGCCAUGACAGGUGAUGGUGGUAAUGAUUGUGGUGCUUUACGUGCUGCACACGUGGGUAUUGCCAUGUCCGAUGCCGAAGCAUCUAUCGUAUCACCCUUCAGCACAAGUAUUCGAAGCGUCAAAUCAUGUGUGGAGCUUAUUCGACAAGGCCGUGGUGCAUUAGCUACAUCACUUACAGGAUACAAAUAUCUCAUUAUGUAUGGUCAAGUCAUGAUGAUGCUCAAGAUCUAUACUUUUUACUUUUCCACCACAAUGUCUCAAAACGUGUGGAUCGCUGUCGAUGUAUUCAUUACUGUGUUCCUGACGUGGGCCGUGUCACAAUCAAAGGCUGCCAAACGUCUUGCUCCUGAAAGACCAACGGCUCGUUUAUUGGGUCCUCAGACAUUGGCAUCCUGCUGGGGUCUUGUGGCGAUCAAUUGGUUGUUCUUGAUUGGUGCCUUUGUUAUGCUAUACAAACAAAGCUGGUUCCGUUGCAAUGAAUUUGAUGCAUCAGCAGUGGAUCUUUCAAAGUGGUGGUUGUUAGCCGACAAUUACGAAGCCGAAGUACUUGCUCUUGUAUGCUUGUUCCAAUUCAUCAACAAUGCUGCCGUGUUCAACUUUGGUUACAAAUUCCGUCAAAGCUGGUGGAGAAACUAUGCACUCGUCAUUCUUUGGCUCGGCUACCUGGUGAUCGUAUCCUAUUGGACCCUGGCAGAUCCUAACGACUUUGCAUGCAUGUUCCGGUUUAAUUGUGGUACAAAGAGCGUGCUUGCUCAAUUUGGAUAUACGCCUCCAUCACGUAACAUUGAACCUUACAAUACACCUCUUGGCCAUAACGUCAUGCCCUGGACCUUCCGCUGGCGACUAUGGGGCGUAUGCAUUGGCAACGUGGUGGCAGGUCUCGCUUGGGAAAGGCUGGUGGUCCUUGGUCCUGUUCAUGCUUACCUUGCACGCAGGUUCCCUGUCGAUCGUCUCAAAGUCAAAUACUAG